GCAAGAUGGAAGAAGAAUAAAGAGAAGAAGUGUAAACAUCAACGUAUGAUGUUUUGCUGACGACACUUCACUUAGUUUACGUGAAAUUUAUGCUUAGAAAGAUGUCGUCAGCGAACUCACUUUUUGUACCUGUUGAAGAGAAGCUCAUGGGUCUUGUUAUUGGAACUAAAGGAAGAAACAUAAAAGAGAUUGGAGAUAAUACCCAAACAACUAUUACGCGCAGGAAUGGGAGGGAGUCUGGUUUCGAAGUAACUGGCGGCACGCCAGAUAAUCGUGAACAAGCAAAGCUGGCCAUAGUUAGCAAGAUGACGUCAGCGAAGCCACUUUUUGUACCUGUUGAAAAGAAGCUCAUGGGUCGUGUUAUUGGAACUAAUGGAAAAAAAAUUAAAGCGAUUGAAAAGAAAACCAAAACGCGCAUUAGAUCCAGAAAUGGGAGGGAGUCUGGUUUCGAAGUAACUGGCGACACGUCAGAUAAUCGUGAAGAAGCAAAGCUAGCCAUAGAACGUUCCAUAGUGAAGAGCGAGUCAAAAAUAUUUGAAGUCCCGAAAGAAUAUAUAAAACUUGUAAUGGGUAAAGAGCGUAAGAAUAUAGAUAACAUUCAAAUGAAAUCAAAAACAAAGAUAACAGUGCUCCGUCAUGAAGAAGAUGAAGGAGGCCCAAUCCCAUUGAACAUUUGUGGACGUCCGGCAAAUUGUGGCCGAGCAGUAUCGCUUAUCCGACAAUGCAUAGGUGCUUUUAAAUUGAAGAGCAUUGGAUAUAGUAGCAAUGCGAAGUUUGUUUGCCUUGACUUCAAAAGUGAAGAUGAAGAGUUCCAAUUAAACGCAGACAACGAUCCUCCUAAAUUGGACGCUUUUAUCAAAGGACGGAGAUAUAGGAUCGAGACUGUGAUUGAAAGUGAGAGCGACAGUGAAUGCGAGUUCGAGAGCGAAAUCGACAAUGCCCGCACGAUAUCAAAAAUUGAGCAAUAUUUAUUAAAAUCUUUGCAAAGUUUGGAGAAAUGUAAGGAUAAAAAUGAAUUGCUGGUUGACCUUUGGUGUCAUUUUGGGAAAGUCCUUGUAGCGAAUGUUGAUGAAGAGGAAAAUAAGAAUGUAUUUAAACCAGCGGAUAUUAUUCGACGACUCAAAAAGAAAGACAAAGCCGCGUUAAAAGACAAGAACGGCACUUGGGAUGUUUCUUUUGAAGAGGGUGUAAAACCAUUGCAUAUUAACCAAGAUGCGCUUCCUCAACCUGGUGUUAAGGACUUUGGAGAUUUAAAACUUAGGCUGGCUCACACACAGUGGCGCUACGAUUUCGGUUUCAACUCUCCAUCAGAAAGGACUGUACGAUUGAAGGUAUGGCAAAACUUGCCGUCUGAUAUUGCGGACGGGCCACCAGUUGAAGUAAAGAAUAUUUUAAAAAAAGUUAUUCUCGAGGCCGAUAAGAGCAUUGAAGCUUGGAUUUGUCAUCCCUCCACCACAGUUCUCCGAGGGGAGAUAAUGAUACCUACUUCUCGGUAUGACUGCAGAAUGAAGUUAAGAGCAGGUCCCCGUUAUGCGGCUGACAAAGAUAAUGUUUCCAUAGAGGAAGACGAAAUUCUAACGGACUAUCUUUCCCACUGCAAAAUUGAUACCGAAAAACAUAGUAUGGAUUUGCCAGACAAGAAUGACCAUGAAAUUCCAAAAGGCUUUGCGUGCACGUUCUACCGUGAAGCGGAGGAAAGAAUGUAUCGCACUACCUUUGAAGAUGAGGAAUUUCUUGUUAUUGUAUUGGACCAAACAGGUUGGGAUUCGGAUACGUCGAACAAAAGGGUUCAAAAGCAGUUUGGUGUAAGGGUCGUAAUGGACGCCUGGUCAGAGGAACUAUUAUCACCCAAUCGAAACUGGAACCCGAAGAAAAUACUAAACAAACUUGACGUGUACAUGAAGUUUCUAUGUUUUCUUCAAAAUCACUUGUUUUAGUAUAAUAUCUAUAUAUAGGCACCUACUACCAUAUAU
Messenger RNA from Dendronephthya gigantea, 1973 nucleotides. RefSeq lists its product as uncharacterized. Gene Ontology annotation, cellular component: nucleus; cytoplasm. The coding region runs from base 90 to 1937 and encodes 615 amino acids. Lineage: Eukaryota; Metazoa; Cnidaria; Anthozoa; Malacalcyonacea; Nephtheidae. Gene Ontology annotation, molecular function: mRNA binding. Gene Ontology annotation, biological process: regulation of gene expression. The transcript is spliced from 11 exons. The record is from RefSeq and is a predicted model, not a curated record.